AUGCCGGCAGUUCUCAUCACCGGUGCCACUGGAAACCAGGGAGGCUCGCUGAUCAGAAGCCUCGUGGCCAGAAAAUCUCCUUUGGAAAUCUUGGCCGUCACCCGCAAUUCUCAAUCCCCUUCUGCGCAAAGGUUGACGAAGUUGUCAUCAAACAUCAAACUCGUGGAGGGAAACCUGGAUGAUCCUGCUGCUAUUUUCAAGAGUGCGCGCCAAUUGACGCAGUCGGGGAUUUGGGGAGUCUACAGUGUCCAGACCGCAAUUGGAAAUGGCGCGCUAGAAGAGCGCCAGGGAAAAGCCCUUGUCGACGAAUCGCUGAAGCAGAAAGUCCAAUUCUUCGUGUACAGCUCUGUUGAUCGUGGCGGAGAUGCCUCCUACACCAACGCAACCAAAAUCCCACACUUCAUCAACAAAUACAACAUCGAGCACCAUCUAGUCGAAAAGAGCAAAAACACCGACAUGAAGUGGUUCAUUCUCCGGCCGACGGCUUUCUACGAGAAUAUGGUCCCAGGAUUCAUGGGCAAGGUCUUCGCAACCAGCUACAAGAUGGCACUCAAAGGCAAACCCCUGCAGAUGGUCGCGACUGAAGAUAUCGGGUUCUUCGGAGCCGAGGCAUUCAUGCAUCCUGAGAAGUAUCAGAACCAGAGCCUCUCGCUUGCCGGUGAUGAGUUGACACACGAUCAAUUCGCGCGAAUCUUCCAGCAGAAGACGGGCCAGCCCAUUCCUUCGACUUUUGGAUUUUUGUGUUCUCUCUUCAUGGCUUCCAUGAAGGACUUUGGAUACAUGUUCAAAUGGUUCCAUGAUGAGGGGUACAAGGCAAAUAUCGCCGAGUUGAAAAAGAUCCAUCCUGGUUUGAAAGGUUUCGGCCCAUGGUUGGAACAGGACAGUGGAUUUGCAAAGAAGUGA
Messenger RNA from Penicillium olsonii, 903 nucleotides. Lineage: Eukaryota; Fungi; Ascomycota; Eurotiomycetes; Eurotiales; Aspergillaceae. The record is from the annotation of a GenBank genome assembly.